Messenger RNA from Westerdykella ornata, 1600 nucleotides. RefSeq lists its product as uncharacterized. Bases 466 to 1497 code for a protein of 343 amino acids. NCBI's taxonomy places the organism in Eukaryota, Fungi, Ascomycota, Dothideomycetes, Pleosporales, Sporormiaceae. The record is from RefSeq and is a predicted model, not a curated record. The transcript has a single exon.
UUUGGGAUCUACAAUGCAUCGAUUGUUAUAGGGCAGCGGUGCACGAAACAAUGGCAAGCCGAUUCUACUUACUCUUUGCGCUUUCCCGAAAGCUAUCUCAGCGACUUAAUGGCCAGCACCUAAUAUACGUAGGGGACUUUCCGUUUCUGGUGGACUCUCGUCGCCCUCAUCCUCACGUUGUCCUUCACCCCAUCAUUCUCCUUUGCAACGGGUUUUAUCGACCUUUUUGUCUCAGUCCAACUUAUCCGCACCACUUACCUCCAAUCCAAGUAUGCUCCCCUCAAUCCCCGUUCCUGCAGCGAGCCUGGAAUCGUGGAAUACAGGGCCAAUCUUCCAUUACUUAAGCCGAGCUUCUCCAGUCAUGUUGCAGGAGUUGCCUCGAACCAAGACAACUUCCACGAAAUUUGCAAAAGUUAUGCAAUCCAAUACCGAUACGGCAUAAGCAUCUCCACCGUCUAUGCCUUCAUGGCGGCCACAGGCAUCGUUUAUCUUGCCAUCCACAUCUGGAAUCUUAUCCUUGUGUUUUCCGGAUUUGAACUUGGCUGGUCAUGUGUAUACUACGACAUAGAGGGGAACUUCCUCCGCUUUGCCGUCCACAUCGUUCAAGUACCGAGGUGGAUAUUCUGGAUCUUCGCACUACCGAUCUACUACUUCCCACUUGUUCUAUUCCGCACCAUCGUCCAUAGGGAUGUCCAGGCACUCCUGCGCUACCCUCCGCGCCUCGCUCUCAAGAUAUAUCAGCGUUUGGCACAGCGCGCCGAAGCACAAAAACGUCCUGCCAAUGCCGCGACCGAACUUCUCGAUCUCACGCCACUCCCCAACACGCCAAAACCACCAUUAGCCUCCCUCCUCUCCACCUACGACAUCCUCCUCCUCAUCGCAGCCAACCUCCACUACUCCGACUUCCGCAACCUAACCCUCGCGUCCCGCCACGUGCGCCACGCCGCCCUCCACCGCCUUCCCCCAGAUCACUACAUCCGGUACACCUGCCACCCGGACGAAAGGACAGGCCGCAUCCGCUGCUUUCUGUGCGACAUCCCCUGCUGCACGUCCUGCUGCACAUUCACUCCUAUCCGCCAAUCACCCCUUCCAUUCCACCUCGAGAGCUGCAGGCCCUACUGCCAUGGAUGCUACAUCACGCACAUCCACCGAGAUCCGCACACGUAUGACGGGAAUGAGCUCAUGGCGACUACGUGUGAAUGCCAUCCCGAGCCUUCGCGUCUACAAUGGCUAUGGGAUUAUCUGUACCGUGCAGAGUAUCUAGAAACUGAGAAUACUCAAGAGCGUAGACAUGUGUGUAGGCAGUGCAACACACUCAAUGAUCGGGAACUGACGAAGAAGUGGGAUAGGAGGGCGAUGUGGGAGUUGAUGCAUCCGGAGGCGAGGGAGGGGAUGAACAGCUGUGUAAUGUGUAAGAAGGAUGUGAGGGGUGCGUUGAGGUGGUGGGUUUGCGGGGAGUGUGGGUUGGAGUGUACGAGUGGUGUGCACUUGGCUUAGCAGAGGAGGAUGAGUGUGUUUGAAGGAUUGGCUGCGUGACGGUGUUGGAUAGUGAGCAUGUUCAGAGGGAAAAGAUGGUUUGUUCGUGCGGGCGGUCAGAGGU